CUCACCUCCUCAUCUCCAUGGACACAGCUCCAAACACUCCAGGACUGACCCGCGGCGAGCCGGAGGCGCUGGGACAGGAAAACCCGACAGCAGCGGAGUUUUUAACAGUUUGAUUGGGACAUGGCAUCCAAAACAAAGACGAGCAAAGAUGCAGAGGCACCCAAAGAAGCAAUUGAGACGGAAGAUCCUGUCAGGGAGAGGAAAAUGCAGCUGCAGGAGGAAAGCAGGACCCUCACAGAGCACCUGGACACGUACCUGGGCAGAGCCCUGCAGCUCCUGCAUGCCAACAAACGCCUGGAAAAGGAAGCCCAGGGCAUUCAGGAGCAGAGCCAGUCCUACCUGUCGUGCCGAGCAAAGCUCAGCCAGGACCCGCCGGGGAUGGUGAUCACCCUGGACCACCAGAACCGCCAGGAGCUGGCCCGAAUCCAGGCGCAGCGGGAGGAGCUGGUCCCGCAGUACGCCGGCAAGGAGCAGGAGGUGCGCAGCGCCCUGCAGGACACGGAGAACGAGGCCUCGCAGCUGGGCACGGAGCUGGGGGAGCUGGAGCCCUACAAGGAGCAGAAGGCGCAGGCGGAGCAGAAGGUGAAGGAGCUGGAGAGGGAGCUGCGGGUCACCAGGAUCCGCUGCGCCGAGGACGCGCACGGCGUGCGGAGAAAGUUCCUGCAGGACAAGGCGCAGUGCGAGCAGCACUUCCAGCAGAGGAUGCGGGAGCUCACCUGGGGCGCCGAGGAGGUGGCGCUGCAGGCGCUGAUCCAGCACGUGGAGCAGGUGAAAGCGGAGAACCGGCUGCUGCGGCAGGAGCUGCGGGGGCUCCUGCAGCACUGCCAGCUGCUGCGGGACACCAGGACGCAGCUGCAGGACCAGCAGGAGCAGCUGCUGCGGGAGACCCGCUGCGCGCAGCGGGCGGCUCGGGGCCCGCGGCUCGGACCGCCGGCCCUGCUCGCCCGCCAGGGGGGCCCGCUGGCCCCCAACCGCCUGGCCGUGCCCUGGAGGAACUAAACACGGCAGCGACCGAGCCCUCGGGGCCGGGGAAGCGCUGAGGGCUCGGAGCUCUGGCCACAAGAAUCCGUGAAAUGCAUUUAUGGACUAGACCCAUGUCAGUGUUCUCCUUCUGGCCACGGAAGGGUGCGAGGCCAGGGUUGGACGGGGUUUGGAGCAG
This is a messenger RNA of Oenanthe melanoleuca, 1159 nucleotides long. RefSeq names its product coiled-coil domain containing 166 (gene CCDC166). The record is from RefSeq and is a predicted model, not a curated record. The coding region runs from base 121 to 999 and encodes 292 amino acids. The transcript is spliced from 2 exons. NCBI's taxonomy places the organism in Eukaryota, Metazoa, Chordata, Aves, Passeriformes, Muscicapidae.